AUUUCGUCCCAGACAAGUGCUGCCCAGGCAACUAUCUCACUGUGGGGAAAAAAAUGAGCAGUCUGUCUUUCAACCCGGUAAUUCAGUUGAAAACACCACCUCCAUCUCGCUCGAAAAUCAAUUCUAGAUUCAUCCCAAUCUCUGCGCGUCUCCACAACAAUCAACAGCAACAACAACAGCAGCUCAAUUUCUCUGUUCUUCGAUUUACAUUUGGGAUACCUGGAUUGGACGAAUCGUAUUUGCCUAGAUGGAUUGGUUACGGGUUCGGUUCACUUCUUCUCCUGAACCACUUUUUUGGUUCCGGUUCAACCUCUGUACCGCAGCUGAGAUCGGAGGCUCUAGGUCUAUCUCUGGCUGGAUUUUCUGUCGCACUUCCUUAUCUUGGUAAAUUUCUCAAGGGUGCAACUCCAGUGAAUCAGAUAAGUAUACCAGAAGAAGUGGAGCAAAUUUUUGUCAUGUCACCUGAUAUCUCAGAUGAGCUGAAGGAGGACUUGGCUUGGGUAACAUACAUUCUACUUCGCAAUACGAACACCUUCUCUGUGAUGGUAUCAGUUCAAGGCAAAUUAUGUAUACGUGGCUACUGGAACACUCCGUCCGAUGUUUCAAAGGCUCAGUUGCAUGAUUGGUUCAACAGACAGAUUGAAAACAUUGGCCUGUUUGACUUGAAAGAGACAUUCUAUUUUCCACAAAAUUCAGGUUCUAGACUUUCGAAUAUACUUCCCAAAAGAACUUCUUCACUUCUAGUGCAAACAGUGGUAGGAGCUCCGUCAAGCCUAAAUUCUAAUGAAGAACAAAAGACUGAAGGGUUUGUUCUGGUUGCCUCAAGCAUGGGGUAUGCGUAUAGUGACAAAGAUAGAGCUUGGAUAGGAGCCAUUGCUAAUAAAUUCAGACGUGAGAGAACAUGUAUGAUUUAAAUGAAUUAAUCAAGUAAGGAAUAUACAGCAGCAAGGCUGCUUUAGUUCUCUCAUCUCUUCUCAUUCAUGAUGCUGUGCUAUAGUUCUGCAGCUAAUUAUUUUACUCCUAGUUUCAUCCACUUAUCACCUAGUUUGCAGCUUUCCAAGCAUGAAUAUAAUUUUCUUUAGUGAUCUUCUAUUGGCUUCACAUUGUUUUCAAGAUUUGAAAUACUUUGUUGAUCAGACUGGGGAUUGGUGUACUUGCAUUUAGGAUGAUCAGUGCAGUAAAUGAUUCAUGGAUAUCUGUAUGGAUCUUUGAAAGUUCUAUAGCUUGAGGGGAUUCUUAAUAUUAUCAAGAUAAUUUUACCA
This is a messenger RNA of Carica papaya (papaya), 1262 nucleotides long. RefSeq names its product chaperone (DUF2930) (gene HCF208). The record is from RefSeq and is a predicted model, not a curated record. Gene Ontology annotation, biological process: cytochrome b6f complex assembly. NCBI's taxonomy places the organism in Eukaryota, Viridiplantae, Streptophyta, Magnoliopsida, Brassicales, Caricaceae.